Molecule: messenger RNA, 1123 nt
Organism: Daphnia pulex (common water flea)
Lineage: Eukaryota; Metazoa; Arthropoda; Branchiopoda; Diplostraca; Daphniidae
Exons: 3
Coding region: 240-854 (204 amino acids)
Source: RefSeq, a predicted model, not a curated record
GAUUCUCUAUGCUCCGCCACCUAGCGGACAUGGGUCAUACUCUCUACCUGGAAACAAACUCUCUUCAACGUUGCUGCUUUACUUGUUUGGUCUCAAAAGUCCUACUUACUUCUUUACUGUUGUCUCUGAACUACUCCGUUCCUCGUCUGUAUCUCUGAACUACCUUAUUCUUCACGUGUGUUCUCUUUCAUCUCAUCAAGAAAGGUUAUGGGCCCAGAACGUUUAAAUCUGGCUCAAUCAUGUCAAAGUCUGAACUAAGUCACAUCGAACGAUUCAAUGGAACUAACUUCCAACUUUGGAAAUACAACUGCUGGCUUGUACUCGAACAGCAUGAACUACUUGACAUUGUCGAGGGUAGAGAUUUGUUGCCCGUAGCCACAGUUGCUCAAGGGAAUGUUACCAAUCAAAAAGCCAUUAAUCUUUGGAAAAAGAAAGACACUCAAGCGAGACUGAUCUUGAUGACCACAAUCAGCCCCAGAGAGCAGCAGGCAUUCGUGAACUGCAGAUCUGCAUUCGCAAUAUGGACAAAACUAGCUGCACAGCACAUGCAGAAUGCCUCAGCUAGCACCCACGUCCUUCAAGCUAAUUUCUUUCAUUACCAGUAUGUUAAAGGUCAUACCAUCAUGCAACAUAUUACUGCUAUCGAAGGGAUGGCUCAACAGCUGGAUGAUUUGAACCAAUCCAUGAGUCUAUCCCAGAUCACGACGAAGAUAGUAUCGACUUUACCCUCAAGCUACAGACACUUCAUGACUGUCUGGGACAAUUUAGCAGAAACUAACAAAACUAUGCCAAAUCUAAUCACGAAGUUGAUGAACGAGCAACAUCGUCAAUUGAACUUUUUAUUUAACGAGUAAUUCAUUCAACCUACCUUUCGUUUGAGGGGGGGUGUUAAGAUUCUCUAUGCUCCGCCACCUAGCGGACAUGGGUCAUACUCUCUACCUGGAAACAAACUCUCUUCAACGUUGCUGCUUUACUUGUUUGGUCUCAAAAGUCCUACUUACUUCUUUACUGUUGUCUCUGAACUACUCCGUUCCUCGUCUGUAUCUCUGAACUACCUUAUUCUUCACGUGUGUUCUCUUUCAUCUCAUCAAGAAAGGUACAACAAUAUACAUUUUGCUAUCAA